Molecule: messenger RNA, 2327 nt
Organism: Sus scrofa (pig)
Lineage: Eukaryota; Metazoa; Chordata; Mammalia; Artiodactyla; Suidae
Source: RefSeq, a predicted model, not a curated record
UUCGUUAACCACUGCGCCACGACGGGAACUCCGCUGAUGGCUUCCUAAUCUGCAUCUCAGAUUGUGUUAGGCAGGAUGGGUUAGGUGAAGUGUGUUAAGAAACUAUCCCCACAUCUCAGUAGUGUCCCAUGAAAACGUUUAUGUCUUGCUCAUACAGAAUCCACUGCAGGUCCAGAUGUGAACUGCCUGGGGACAGUUCCAGAGAAACGAUUCUCUGUCUGGGGACUCAAUGAUCCAGCUUGAGCACUUUCAUCUUCACCUUCUCAUCACAAAAUCUCCAUGAUCAAUCACCCUGAAGGGGAAGGGGUCACAGGAGGUCUGGCUUCAGCUAAAAGGGGAAUACAUCACUUUCAUUCAUAGUCCACUGGCCAGAGCUUAUCACACGGCACUCCUAAACCGCCAGGGAGGCUCAGGGCCAGAAGGAGAGGAGAUCCGGUGUGGAGGAGAACUGGACUCUCUACCACACGAAUCUAGAUCUCUUUCAUGAGCCCCCGACCUGUGUAGCCAACUCCUCUCUCAACAUCUGCUUGAAUGUCCCACAGGCACCCUAGACACAAAGUGUCCCCAAGUAAACUCACUGUUUAUGCUGAAUCCUAUCCCCUCUUCUGUAUCUUCACUGUGAGUCAGUGAUCCAGGGCCGAAACCUGGGAGUCAUCUUGAGCCCCUCUGUCUCCCUGACCUUCCUCUCACAACCAACAAAAGACCAGAUCCAUCCCCUGCCUGCCCUCCCUCCUCUUCCCCAGGGCCAGUGCCUCGGAUCAGAUCAUCCCUCUUUCUCCUCGGGAACUCUGCAAUUCUGAAGGACUCCCCGCCCAGGGUCUGGCCCUCACCAGUCCCCCUGCCCUCUACUGCCCAAACCCAAACCGAACGUGAUCACGUCACUUCGCUCAGCAGUCUCCCCAUCACCUCCGAGGUGAAGUUUGUGUAGGGUCGUGCAUCAUAUGGUUUUACCCUUCCUCUAGAGCCUUGCCUCUUCCAUUCCUCAUCGCCACCCACCCUUCUUCCCUCUAGCACUGGCGAUGAUGAAGUACUUGCAUUUCCCCGGGCAGCACAAACAUGACAAAGCAUGUCUUUGCUCGUGCAGUCCCUGUGCAGAACUCCACUUCCUUCCUCUGCCAAGGAAAUGUGAUUCAGCUUUCAAGACGUUGCUCAAACAUCAUCUCGCCUGUGGUGCUUGACUCGACACCCACUCUCCUUACUGUACAACCUGAGCCCUUUCUCUUUCGACUCCCCACUCCAUCCUGUGUGUGUGACACAGCACGUUUGGGUCACAGUAAGUGCUCGGGUGGUGACAGAAGCAGCAAGUGAAAAGCUGGCUUAGACAAUAACAUCUUAUGACCGGACUUUUUCUUCAAAGGGGAAGACAACAUGGGAGGCAGUGGCUCCAAAUCUGAGCCCAACAAAAGUUCUUCCACAGCAGGACAAAAGGUCCGCACCACCACCACCACCACCACCACCACCGCCACCACCACCACUGCCACCACCACCACCGCCGCCGCCGCCACCACUGCCGCCGCCGCCACCACCACCACCACGGCAGCCCCGCGGCCACCGACCUUCUCGGCACCGCUGCAGUUUACCUCUACGCCCUUCUUCUCUGGCCACUUCAACAAAGAACAUCUGGUCUUAGCCUUUUUUGCUGGGGUUCUACUGACGCUGCUGCUGCUGGCCCUGGUCUUUCUCAUCACGAAGAGCUGCAGAAAGUGCCCCACUGGUGAGACUUGUCCCCUCUUCUUCCUGGCACUUGUGGCAGGUCGCGCCAGUCCCCGGGCCCCGGACCCUCCCUCAGAUCCUCCAGCCGAGUGUGCACCCCCUGAGGAGGCCCUUACUUAUGCCAACAUGACUUUCAAAAUCUCAAAAGAAAAGAGAGAUCACCUGACCCUGAGCCAUUCUGCAGACUCAGACCCCGUUGUUUACGCUCAAAUUAAAGAGACAAACUCACCUUGCCCUUCCAGGGAGGCUUGAGUCCCGUGCCUCUCACCUCAGCUGGGGCUUCCUAUGUCACCUUCCCUUUUAACCUGGGCCACACCCUGGCUGAGACCACAGCCGGAGCUGUCUGGCUGUGAUCAGGCAAAGCUAGCCAGCAGUUUUCAAGAACAAGGGUCAGUGUUUUUCCUGGCCUGAGAAGAGAUCUCCAACUCUCCUGCCUGGACCAGCAGCCUGUUAGCCCCUGGAUGGCUGGGACUGGCUCCUUGUCCCCUCCCAGCGUGCAUGGCACACAGCUCAGCAUACACAGCGCGUUCCCGCGGCAUCACCGAUCCACUUGGGGGGAGUCAACCAAGGGAACACCCUCGAGAGGAUCACAAAUAAAAGCAACCCCUCUGCAA